CCAAAAUAUUUCAGUUGCGAGCGGACCUCUGCACGGAGUAGAACAAAAAAUAAAAAAAAAUCAAAUAAAAAAUACGAUCCAACAGUCCGCGGAAGAAAUUUUUUUUUACUUUAUUUUUUCAUUCCCCCGUUUAUUUUUAUUUUUAUAAUUUUAAAACAACUUUUCGCCGAUGAAUUUAAUUUCGUUGAGAUAAAGUGAAAUUAAAAUUUUAAAUUUUUGUUCUUUACUAAAAAAAAUUCAAUAAAAGAAAAAGCAAAGAAAAUCAAAUAGAAAUCAAUUGAGUUAAAUUAAAUAUAAAAUGCAUUUUCCGCGUUUAAAAUCUCUACUGACUUUGGUCAUUUGUUCUUUAUUUGUGCUGAGUUUUCCCGAAAAUGUGAAUUGUGCUAACAAGAAAGGUUCAACGAAUAGUAAUCCAGCUCCCGCUGCACCCCUUGAACCCGAAGCCGUUAUCGAAGAAGUCAAUGCCAAGCAAUUGGAAAAACUUUUGGCUGACAAGGAUUAUGUAGCGGUAUUUUGGUAUGCUCGAAGCUGUGUUACCUGCGAUAAAGUGUUAGCCGAACUCGAAAAAAUCGACGAUGACACCGAUUCAUUUGGUGUUGAUUUUGUUAAAAUCAACGAUAAACGUCUAGCUAAACAAUACGGCAUUAAGAAUUUCCCAGCACUUACAUAUUUCAGGGAAAAGGAACCAAUUAUCUAUGAUGGUGAUCUUAUGGAUGAAGAAGGUGUUUUAGAUUUCUUAACAUCAUUGGAGGCCAUGGACUUGCCCGAUCGUAUUGAGGAAGUUAAUGCUAAAAUCUUAUUAAAAAUCAUUGAAGAUACCGAUUUCGUGGCAGUAUUGUUCUGUCCUGAUCAUGCCACCUGCCCACCCAGAAUCAUGGACAAACCACAAUGUCGUAAAUGUUCCAAGGCAUUGCAAGAAUUGGAAAAUAUUGACGAUGAAGCCGAUCAAUUGGGCAUCGGUUUUGUUAAGAUCCAUGAUGAAGCAUUAGCGGAAGAAUACAAUCUGGGCAAUUUGCCAGCAUUGGUCUACUAUAGACAUCAGACACCGAUCAUUUACGAAGGUGAAUUGUCACGCGAAGAAGAUGUAUUAGAGUGGUUGGUGCAAAAUAAAUCCACCGGCGAUGAAGAUGAUGUCAUUGAGGACGUUACUCCUAAAACACUGGCCACCCUUAUCAGCAACAUCGACAAUUUGGUAGUUUUGUUUUAUGAUCAUGGAAAUGAUGAUUCUAUGACCGUUUUGGAAGAGCUAGAACAAAUUGAUGACGACUGCGAUAAACAUGGCAUACAAUUCGUAAAAAUUGAUGAUGCCAGGACCGCAGAAGAAUUCGGAAUCGAUUCGAUUCCGGCUAUAGUUUAUUUCGAAAAAGAGAUCCCCAACAUUUAUGAUGGUGAUCUCAUGGAUGAGGAACAAAUAUUGCAUUGGCUGGUCUCCCAGUUGGAACAUGAUGAAAUCGAAGAUGUCACCGAUGAAAUGCUCGAUAAAAUGGUUAAAGAGGGUCGUGUUCUAGCUGUACUAUUCUACGAUAACAAUGAUGAAAAAUCCGAAAAGGUUUUGGAGGAAUUGGAAAACAUUGACGAUGAAUGCGAUCAAUUGGGCAUUACAUUCGUUAAAAUCGAUAAUCCCGAGGAGGCCUUAGAAUAUGGCAUCAAUAAAGUUCCUAAACUCAUAUACUUUGAAAAAGGCAUUCCAACCAUUUACGAAGGCAACCUAGAGGAUGAACAGAAACUUUUGAAAUGGCUAGAAGAACAAACCAGCUCCGAUCAAAUCGAAGAUAUCACCGAUGAAAUGUUAGAUUUGAUUAUAGAAAAAAUGGCCCACGUAGCUGUGCUCUUUUACGACAAGGAUCAAAAGAAAUCCCAAAAGGUUUUGGCUGAAUUGGAAAACAUUGAUGAUGAAUGUGAUCAAAACGAUAUUGCUUUUGUUAAAAUCGAUGACGACAAUGAAGCCAAAGAAUGGGGUAUCGAUGAAAUACCCUCAAUAGUUUUAUUCGAACGUGGCAUUCCUCACGUCUACGAAGGUGAUUUAAUGAAAGAAGACGAAUUAUUGGGCUGGUUGGUUCAUCAAAAGCGUUAUUCGGAAAUUCCUGAAGUUACCGAUGAAAUGAAGGAUAAAUUGGUUGAAAAUACUGAACAUUUGGCUGUUAUAUUCUACGACAAGGAUGAUAAACAAGACAUUCGCAUUUUGAAUGAAUUGGAAAAUAUCGAUGAUGAAUUGGAAAAGGAAGGUAUUGUUAUUGUACGCAUUGAUAAUGCCGCCGAAGCUAAGGAAUACGGUUUGGAUCAUUUGCCCGCUUUGAUCUAUUUCGAAAACAAGAUCCCUGCCUUGUACGAGGGUGAUUUGAUGAAUGAAGAUGAAGUUUUGGAAUGGUUGAUCUUGCAAAAGAAAACCGCCACCAUUGAAGAAGUCACCGAUGAAAUCCUUACCAAUUUGGUUAACGAUCAUGAAUACGUUGUAGUCUUCUUCAGUGGCCCCUGUGAACCAGGCGAGAAAUGCGACAAGACUUUGAAUGCUUUGGAGACCAUCGAUGAUGAAUUGGAUGAGACUGGCAUUAUUUUUGUGACCACCGAAGAUACCGGCAUUGCCAAGAAACUCAACAUUAAAUCGUAUCCCCAAUUGGUGUUCUUUAGAAAUCGUGAUCCUUUGCAUUUCACCGGCGAUUUGGAAGACGAAGAUGAAGUUCUCUCUUGGAUUACCGAUGAAGAUACUCUAGAAAUUCCCGGCAAAAUUGAAGAUGUCAAUGUUAAGAUGUUGGACAAGAUUUUGGCUGAAAAUGAACAUGUUGUUGUAUUCUUCUAUGAUGAAGAUGACAAGAAAUCGUUGAAGAUCUUAAAUGAAUUGGAAAAUAUCGAUGAUGAAUGCGAAGAAAAGAACAUUGAUUUUGUCAAGACCUCAGACGAUGAUGUCGAAAAGGAAUACGAUUUGCCCGGUUUGCCUGCUUUGGCUUUCUAUAGAAACAAAUUCAGAACUAUUUACACUGGCGAUCUUAUGAAGGAAGAAGAAAUCUUGGAAUGGGUUCUUGAAUUGUACGAAUCUACUGCUGAUGUUAUUGAAUCUGUCGAUCGUAAAACUUUGCAAGUUUUGAUCAAUGAUGUUGAACAUUUGGCUGUGUUCUUCUAUGAUGACAAAUGUGUGUCUUGCCAGGGUAUUUUGGAAGAAUUGGAAAAUAUCGAUGAUGACACCGAUAAGCAUGGCAUUCAAUUUGUCAAAUCAAAUGAUGUUAAGUUGGCCCAUGAAAUUGGCAUUUUCGCCUUCCCUGCCUUGGUUUACUACGAAACAGGCGUUCCAAUCAUGUAUGACGGUAAUAUGGAAGAUGAAAAUGAGGUAUUCAAAUGGAUAUUGGAACAAAAAGCCGAUGAAAGUAUUGAGUUAAUCGAUCGUGAAACUUUAUUUGAAUAUAUCGGCUCGAAAGACUUUUUGGCGGUAGUAUUUUAUAAAGAAGAUGAUCCCGAUUCCCCAAGAGUUUUACGUCACAUCGAGUUGAUCGAUGAUGAGGCCGCGGAAUAUGGUAUACAGAUUGUGAAAUGUCAUGACAAAUUAAUGGCUAAGAAAUAUGGUUUCCGUAAUCCACCCGGUAUUACCUAUUUCCGCAAAGGAAAAUAUAUUAACUAUGAUGGUGACAUUGAUGAUGAGGAAGAAGUUUUGGAUUGGCUAACAAGUCCUGCCAAUAUGGAAAUGACCGAUCAUAUUGAACAAGUCAAUCGUAAAAUGUUUGAAAAAAUACGCAAAUCUUCCGAUUAUCUAGCGGUGAUAUUUUACAGUGAAGAUUGCAAGCAGUGUCCACGUGUUUUAGCUGAGGUAGAGCAUAUUGACGAUGAGGCCGAUAAGGCGGGCAUUGACUUUGUUAAAAUCGAUGAUAAACAAAUGGCCAAGGAAAUGGGUGUAUUUGCUUUGCCCGCCAUUGUAUUCUUUAAGCCGACUUCUAAGGAACCAGUCAUUUACGCCGGAGAUCUUUAUGAAGAAGAACAAAUCCUCACUUGGUUACUCACGCAAAAGGAUCCAAGUGGAGAUGUUAUCGAAGAUCUUGAAGGCGAAAAACUUAUUAAUUUAAUUGAAGAAUCUGGUUCCAUUGCUGUUUAUUUCUGGAACAAAACACAGUGUGACAUCUGCAAUUCAAAGGCAGCACGUAAAGCCAGACUGAAAAAAGAGAAGGAGCAACAGGCACAAGAUCCAGGAGCAGGGGCAGCAGCAGCUGCUUUUGCUGCUGCCGGCGCAGAGGGUGAGGGAGGAGAGGCAGGAGCUGAGGCGGCAGCUGGCAGUGAGCCAUCGACACCCACUUCAUCUAAACAACAUGAAGAGGAUACGGAUGGCUGUGAAACUUGUACCAAAGUGUUGGAAGAACUGGAAAACAUUGAUGAUGACUGUGACAAACAUGGCAUUAAGUUUGUAAAAACCAAAGACUUUUCAGUAGCCGAUGGUUAUGGUGUACACGAUUAUCCAGCUCUGGUGUACUUUGAAAGCGGUAUACCAAAUGUUUUUGAAGGUGAAUUACAAGAAGAAGAGGAAGUCUUACAAUGGCUUAUCACCCAAAAGACCGAAGAUCGCAUUGAAUUGAUCACCAGACAAAUGUUGGAAACCAUGGUAGAGGAAACACAAUAUUUAGCUGUUUAUUUCUUACCACCUGAGCGCAAGGGCCAUAAACAACCUGCUUAUUGUAGAACAUAUUGUGUACCCAUGUCCAAUAAUGAAGUCAACUUUAACAAUUCCUCCUCGAAUACCCAUAAAUCCAAACAAUUCCUUAAGAAUUACAUUUCACGCAAAAGAAAACGUAUCGAAAGUCAAGAUAAAAUCAAUUGCAAUAUUUGUGAUCAAAUUUUGGAGGGUCUGGAACUGAUCGAUGAUGAAUGUGAUGUUUUUGGUAUACACAUGGUUAAAAUACAGGAUCCACAACUAGCAAAACGUUAUUCUAUUAAAACAUUCCCAGCUUUGGUUUACUUCAGAAAUGGCAAUCCCUUGUUAUUCGAGGGUGAUUUGCAAAAUGAACAGUCGGUUUUGGAAUGGCUUAUCGAUGAUGACAAUCGUGAAUUGGCCGAUGAAAUUGAAGAGGUCAAUGAGCGUAUGUUGGAGAGAUUAAUGGCUGAAUCCACUUUAUUGGUGGUAUUCUUUUAUGAUGAAGAUUGUGCUGAAUGUGAGGAAAUUUUGGAAGAAUUAGAGGAAAUCGAUGGUGAAGCAGAUAUGUUUGGCAUUGAUUUCGUUAAAAUUGCUAGUGUUGAAGCUGCCAAAAAAUACGAUGUUGUAAAUAUACCUUCAUUGGUGUACUUUAGAAAACAAGUUCCUGUUUUAUACGAUGGUGAUCUCCACCAACACGACAAGAUCAUAACAUGGUUGACAUCACAAGAUGUUUUCGAAAUUAAAAACGAAAUCGAAGAGGUCAAUCGUAAAAUGUUGGAUAAACUGCUAGAGGAAAAUGAAUUUAUAACAGUAUUUUUCUAUGAGCACAAUCAACAGGAAUCAAUUGCUGCAUUGGAAAAAUUGGAAAAUAUUGAUAGUGAAACGGAUAAUUUGGAUAUAACAUUUGUCAAAAUGGCCGAUUCCCGUUAUGCCAAGAAAUGGGGUGUUACCAAACUGCCAGCUAUGGUCUACUUCAGAAGAAGAUUCCCUAGCAUUUAUAGAGGUGAUCUCCUAUCUGAAGAUGAGGUUUUAGAAUGGUUGCGUAAAAAUCGUUUCCGCCAGCCCGAAUUGAAUAUAUUCAUGUAUGCCUUGAUAGCCUUGUCUGUGGCCUUUGUCAUGUACACCGCCUUUUUAUUACAAUGUUUUAAACCAGCACCACCACCGCCACCACAACAUCCCAAACAAUCGUGAUAUGUUUUAGCUGUGGCUUAAAGGAUUAAUUUAUUAAUUUGUAAACUAAUUUUUGAUUUUUGUUAACAAACUUCAAAAAGCUAAACUUUCUUUUUCUUCUUGCUAGAGAACAAAAACACAGUUGUACCACAUUGACGGUGUUUUUUUUAACUCUUGAAAUUAUCAUUCAAUUUAACGAAAAUUUUAAUUAACAUUUGUUUGCUCUUUCUUUUAUAAAUUGAUCAUUUAUGAUAAACAAAAAAAAAAACUAGCACAUUAUCGGGACUCUUUUAAAUUUUACUCUUUUAAAAACAAUUUCUCUUUUUCAUUGCGAUUUUCUUUCUUAUAAUUUUCAAGCAACUAACGAACGACAUUUAAAACUUAAUUUAAUUUUAAUUAGCGAAUCAUUUUUACUUACUAAACUGCUCAAGUAUACUUGGUAAACAGAAAAAUUGUCUACGAAUUCUAAGAAUUUGUUUAAAAUAAUUUUGAUUUUGUUUUACAAAGUUUAUAAAGAGUUAGAGAAUAAGAGAGUCCUUUUUAGUUUGUUUGUGACACAUAGGCGGUUUAGCGGUAAACCGACUAACACAAUAAAACACAAACUUUCUAAAAUAGUAAAUGACUUGACUUCAUUUUAAUAUAUUUUUUUUUUUUUUGAUUAAUGUGUUCCAAAUAUUUAAAGACCCAUACUUUAUUUUCAAUGUUUUCGAACUCAAACUAGGCGAAAAGUUACUAAAGAAAUUAUAACAAAACAACAACAACAAACUACCAAAUAUGUAUGUAUAAUUUUAAAUGUAAAAACAACGAUUUAGAUAUUUCGAUAUAAAAUAAAUAAAAUAUAAAUAAUAAACAAAAACAACAAAUUGAA
Molecule: messenger RNA, 6647 nt
Organism: Lucilia sericata (common green bottle fly)
Lineage: Eukaryota; Metazoa; Arthropoda; Insecta; Diptera; Calliphoridae
Gene: hlk
Exons: 29
Coding region: 299-5800 (1833 amino acids)
Source: RefSeq, a predicted model, not a curated record